Messenger RNA from Cucumis melo (muskmelon), 888 nucleotides. RefSeq lists its product as uncharacterized. The record is from RefSeq and is a predicted model, not a curated record. The coding region runs from base 1 to 888 and encodes 295 amino acids. Lineage: Eukaryota; Viridiplantae; Streptophyta; Magnoliopsida; Cucurbitales; Cucurbitaceae. The transcript has a single exon.
AUGAAUCUGAUUGAGAAGGCUGGAUUGUCUAAAACCAUUUCGUAUGUGGGUCCGUUCUAUCCUCAACUUAUUAGAGAAUGUAUAGUUAAUUUGCUAGCUUUCAAUGACCUAAGUAGCCUGGAUUAUCAGACGGUUCAUAUUAGGGACUUUAAAUUUACAAUUUCUCCUACUGUGAUAAAUGGUUUUCUGGGAAAUGUUGUUUCAAUUAACUUUUCUCCAUCAUCCCCGUCAACUGAUGUUUUGGCUUCUGUAUUGUCUGGAGAGACAUUAUCCUCUUGGCCUGUGAAUGGUAUACCUGCAGUUGCUCUAAGUGUUAAGUAUGCCAUACUGCAUAAGAUUGGUAUUGCCAAUUGGUUUCCUUCAUCCCAUGCCUAUAGUGUUUUUGCUGCGUUAGACACUUUCUUGUAUCGCAUCUGCAAUGAUGACAGGGUAGACGCUGGUGCAUUUAUCUAUAAUCAGUUGUUAAGGCAUGUUGGAUCAUUUGGGGUCAAGCUUCCGAUUGCUCUACCCAAGUUCUUUUAUGGUUUACUGCUACACUUAAAUGUUGCUGUAUUAACCACCUCGAACGCACCUGGUCCUGAUCCUAAGACAUUAUCACUGAGCUAUAGACUCUUUCAGGGCAGUCAUGUGCCUGACAUAGAUCAUGAUGUGCAUCCAUCUCGAGGGCCUCGAUUGUUUGAUACGACAGACUGGGAUGAAGCUACUUAUGGGUUCUUUGUUGAUAAGGAGUUGGCUUCCAGAAUUCUUAAUUCCUUUAUAGCCGAGUCUCGUUCGCUAUCUACUACCAUUAGUCUGAUGUCUGAACGACAUUUGGAAAUCGAUUCUCUUAUUCGUCAUCUGAAGACUUUUGCUCCAUCCUCAAGUCGAGGGGACCCUAGUGCUGAUUGA